UCCAAAAAUGGAAUUGUAAAAUUAAUAUUACCUCUUAAUUUUAAUUUCUCAAAAUUAACUAUUUUCCUCUUUCCUCCCAAAAAAGAAAAUUUCAGAAUUUAAUCUCAACUCUAAGAUCAUAAACUAUUUUCUAGUUAUUUUUUUCUGAUUUACGCUUAUUUUUUUAAGUUCUUAAGUUAUAAUUUUACAAAAUUUAAUAUCUAUUUUGAUUCCCUGAUGAGGGUAUCAACUUUCUAACCUAUAAACAAUAACAGAAAAAAUAGAAAUGGCGUGAGUCACUUUGACAGAUAGUUGAAACUAUAAUUAUAUUACUAAUACGUGCGUUCAAGUUCCCUUAUUUUUUUAAAAUAAUUUUGAUUAUAAAAUUUAUCAUCUAUAUAAUAAUAAUAACAACAAAAAUGUCAAAUCGUGAUCCUGAUAAUUUAAUGGUAACAAAUGACGAUCACUUUGAUUUUCUAUUUAAAAUUGUUCUAAUUGGAGAUUGUGGAACGGGAAAGACUUGUGUCGUACAAAGAUUUCGUUCUGGGAAUUUCAUUGAAAAGCACGGUAGCACAAUAGGCGUUGAUUUUUCAAUUAAAACCGUUUUAAUCGAUGGAAAAAAAGUAAAGUUACAAAUUUGGGACACUGCCGGACAAGAAAGAUUUCGAACAAUUACACAAAGUUAUUACAGAUCUGCUAAUGGGGUAAUUGUAGUGUAUGACAUCACGAAACGUUCUAGUUUUUUAAGUCUACAACGAUGGAUAGAAGAAGUUCGUAAAUACUCUUCAUCUCACGUUCUAUUAAUUUUAGUUGGUAACAAAAGCGAUUUGGAAGAAUCAAGAGAAGUGCAAAAAUCGGAGGCAGAAGCGGUUUGCGAAUAUCUUCCUGAGGUUUUAAAUGUUCUGGAAACUUCAGCGAAAGAUAAUACGAAUAUUGACUCGAUAUUUUACUGUCUGGCAUCAGAAUUAAAGAGACGUUACGAGAAUCGUCAGAUUACUCAAACUGAAAACGACGUCAUAAAACUUGGAAGUGGUCGUGAACUUUCAACAUGUUCGAGUUGUUCGCAUAAAAUACUUUAAUUUAUUUUUGCCAAAAAAAUAACUUUUUUUUACAAAAAUUAGUUUAAUAAGUAUCAUAAUAUUCAACUCAAAAUUAACUCCUAAUUAAAAUCUAUAUAUUUUUUUCUAACUAAACGAAAAAAAGUACCUGAAUUCGAAAGAAAAAAUUAAAUUUCAAAAGCGAUAUAGAGUAGUACCGACAGAAGUGGGCCACACUUUGGUUUCCAUGCUUUAGAAUAUUCAGAAAUUAACAUUUUUGAACACUUUUUGCGUUUCCCAGUAAUAUAAGGGGUGAAUUAAAGUGGAUUGGCACUUUUAUGCUCUUAAAUUCCAAACCAAUUCCGUUUUUGUCCGCAAUCUUAAUGCAUUCCUUUUCUAUUGUUAAAUUGAUAAUUUCUAUCCAAUUCAAUUCUCUGUAACCACGUGACCUGAAUUUGAGAAUCCCCUUUAAUGCCUUUUAAAGAAUUCAAUGUUAAUUAAAAGGUAUUAACUCCACAACAAAUGAUUCCCUUAAACGGCAUUAAAGUAAAUUUAGACUCUGGUCACAUGAUUACAGAGAAUUGAAUUAAAUAGAAAUUAUCAAUUUAACAAUAGAAAAGGAAUUCAUUAAGAUUGCGGACAAAAACGGAAUUGGUUUGGAAUUUAAGGGCAUAAAAGUGCCAAUCCACUUUAAUUCACCCCUUAUUACUGGGUUAUUUGUACAGAAAGGGGUUACCUAACUUUAGGCAAACACACAUUUAAAAAUUUUUAAUUUUAACAUAUUGUUUAACAUCGUUAUGCAAAAAAAGAGAAAUUUGCGAUCAUGAUUUUGUUGACAGAAGUGGGCCACCUAAGUUUUUUAUCUAAAAUAAAUAAAAGGAUCAAGCACUAUGAUUGUUUAUGUUAAAUGAAUAAUUUUUUUAACAAAUAUAGUAUUGUAAAACCGAGCAGAAGCAGUGCGUUCCGAAAUUUUAUUAUUUUUAAUUUGAUUUAUAGCAUAAAGUAAUUUGUCGUAGUCAAUGAGUUCAUAGCCAGUCGGUUUAGCCUUUCUUGGUGGCAUGAUUGCUAAAAAUUCAAAUUAAUUCAUAGAACCACUUCAUUAAUUUAUACAAAAUCACUAAAUGUCAAAUCAGAACGUCAAUGCAGUGGCCCACUUCUGUUUUCAGAAAAUGGCCCACUUCUGUCCACAAGCAUAAUUUGACGAGAAAUAACGUGGCCAUAACACCUAGCGACAAUUUGAAACAGUCCCUUUAAAUUUUUUAAAGUUAGGUCUGAUACUAUAAUAAAGGCUACUUGCCCGAUUGAAUUCUAUGAAUACCUUAUGUAAACAACGAUAACUUCUACAAUGAGAAAAAAAGAAAAAGUAGAUAAUUUUUGGCACUAAUUGCUGGAGAACACAAUUGUACGUCGCACUCUUUAAUGACUAACUGAAAAUCGACCUUCUGUUGAUAACAAAAGAAAAAAAAUUUCGGUUGAUAG
This is a messenger RNA of Leptopilina heterotoma, 2495 nucleotides long. It is a transcript of the gene Rab19, whose product is annotated as ras-related protein Rab-43. The record is from RefSeq and is a predicted model, not a curated record. Lineage: Eukaryota; Metazoa; Arthropoda; Insecta; Hymenoptera; Figitidae. Gene Ontology annotation, molecular function: GTPase activity; GTP binding. Gene Ontology annotation, biological process: regulation of exocytosis; protein secretion. The transcript has 5 exons. Bases 399 to 1058 code for a protein of 219 amino acids.